AUGAGGCUCAUCAACACUCAGACGUACGAGUUACGGCAAUUCUUCAACAAUGAUACGCCUAAAUACGCCAUCCUCUCUCACACUUGGGAGGAAGAGGAAGUUUUGUUUCAUCACAUGAACAAUAUCGCGCGUUCAACCCAAAAUAAGUUGGGUUUUAAAAAGGUGCAAGGAGCGUGCUCUCUUGCACAAUCUCAAGGCUACGAGUGGAUAUGGAUAGAUACAUGUUGCAUCGACAAGUCGAACAGCGCAGAGCUUUCUGAGGCUAUUAAUUCCAUGUUUCAAUACUACCAAGAAGCAGAAGUGUGCUAUGUCUAUCUCAAAGACGUUACCCGGCGGAAUCCAAAGGGCAUUUUUGAGACCGAGUUCCGUUGCAGCAAGUGGUUUACUCGCGGUUGGACGCUACAAGAGCUUAUAGCUCCCGCCAGGGUCGAAUUCUACACGGCACUGUGGUCCAAAAUUGGCCUAAAAAUGGAAGAUUCACUGUCUGUCUUGAUUUCAGAAAUCACUGGCAUAGAUUUGCAAACGCUAAAGGGUGGCAAUGUGCUCAGCGUUAGCAUUGCUCGCCGCAUGUAUUGGGCAUCGAAGCGAAAGACCAGCCGUGUCGAAGACCGUGCAUACUCGCUGCUAGGUCUUUUUGACGUAAGUAUGCCCAUGAUAUAUGGAGAGGGAAUCAAAGCCUUUCGGCGGCUGCAAGAGGAGAUUCUCAAGUCAACUGAUGAUCAGUCCAUUUUUGCCUGGCACAGUCCAGAGUAUUCUGAGGGAACAGUCGUCGACGUUUUCGCGUCUUCCCCGUCGGACUUUGUUGGAUCUGGAGCCAUUGCCCGAGAACCUUUCCACCGUGUGCGUGGAAAGCCCACGACAAUCACAAAUCAGGGCGUGAUCAUAGAGCUACCCAUUAUGUCCGUUACUCGUCUUGGCACGACCGAGUUCAAACUUUAUGACGAAGUCCACGCCAUUUUAGACUGUCAAAUUGGAAGUGCUCCGGGAACUUUUCCAAUGAUUCGACUUCGAAGCCUCCAUGCUACGACGCAAGAUGGUCCCAAACAUUAUUUCCGUGUCAUGACUGGAGAGUCUAUUCCGACAUUUGGGUACUUUGAUAGGCAAUCGGCCAUUACGGAUGCGCCCGUUAUUGGUUUGGAUCCUACUCAACUCCACGUUGACGCUUACAAAGAAAUACUAGGUGAGGCAUACUAUCCACGAUGA
Messenger RNA from Fonsecaea monophora, 1203 nucleotides. RefSeq lists its product as hypothetical. The record is from RefSeq and is a predicted model, not a curated record. Lineage: Eukaryota; Fungi; Ascomycota; Eurotiomycetes; Chaetothyriales; Herpotrichiellaceae. Bases 1 to 1203 code for a protein of 400 amino acids. The transcript has a single exon.